UGCUUCCACUGUGCUCAAUGAUUCCACAGUCACUCUCCUUCUCCUUCCUUUGAAUAUAUUAUGUCGCAGGCUUCCUUCUUCCCACCUUCAACAGAGAAAAAUGUCUAUCAGCACUAUCUGCUUCCUCUUCUUCUUCUUCCUCUGCUCCUUCCUUCCCCACCUCUCUCACUCCCUCCAAUCCCAAUCAAGCUUCCUCUACCUCAUGCAACAAUCUCUGUCUGGCAUCACCAGCAGCUGGAACUUCAACACUAGCAACCCCUGCAACUUCUCUGGCAUCACUUGUGAUGACGAAGAGCACCAAAACAUCAUCCAAAUCGACCUCUCCUCCUCCUCUCUCGCCGGAAACAUCCCUCCCGGCAUCUGUUCCUCCCUGCCGCUCCUCCGCACCCUCCGCCUCGGCUUCAACAACAUCCUCAGCGGUUUUCCAAUUGACGUUCACAACUGCUCGCACUUAGAAGAGCUCAACCUCACCAACUCUGGCGUCACAGGAACCAUACCUGAUUUAUCCAGCCUCAAUUCUCUCCGCUCACUCGACCUCUCCAAUAAUCUCUUCUCCGGCGACUUUCCACUCUCCAUAACAAACCUCACCAAUAUUGAAGCUAUAAAUUUCAAUCAAAAUCCCACCUUUAAUGUUUGGCGGCUGCCGGAAGCCAUUACGGGGCUAAGAAACCUCAGGGUGCUGAUUCUUUCGACAACUUGCAUGCGAGGGGAGAUACCUCCAUGGAUUGCUAACAUGACCUGGCUCACUGAUCUUGAGCUGAGUGGCAAUUUGCUUGUCGGAAGGAUUCCGGCAAGUAUCGGAAGAAUGGAGCAUCUCCGGCUACUGGAGCUGUAUUAUAACCUGCUCGAAGGAGAGAUACCGAUGGAACUUGGAAAUUUAACAGAGCUUGUUGACAUCGACUUGUCAGUGAAUAGGCUCACCGGAAGAAUACCGGAAAGUCUUUGCCGGCUGCCGGAGCUUGGAGUUCUGCAGCUUUAUAGCAACAGACUCACCGGAGCUAUCCCGCCGGUGCUCGCGAACUCCACUUCUCUUACAAUUCUGUCGGUGUACCAAAACUUACUCUCCGGCGAGGUGCCUCCAACACUCGGCAAGUUCUCUGAGCUGCUUGUGCUUGAGCUCUCAGAGAAUCAGUUCUCAGGGGAAUUACCAAGAGAUACUUGCGCGGCAGGCAAGUUGCUUUGUUUCUUAGUACUUGACAAUCAGUUUUCCGGCGAAAUACCAGAGAAUUACGUGAGAUGCUGGUCUCUGCUGCGUUUUCGAGUAAACAACAAUGAACUGAGUGGUGAAGUGCCAAGCAUGCUCUUUGGGCUUCCUAACGCUUCCAUUAUUGAUCUAAGCUUCAACCGUUUUCAGGGAAGUUUUGCAAAAUUUAUAGGAAAUGCGAAGAAUUUAUCAGCAUUGUUUUUGCAAAACAAUCAGUUUUCUGGCGGGUUGCCACCGGAAAUUUCAAAAGCAGCCAGUUUGGUGAAGAUAGAUCUCAGCAACAAUUUGUUCUCAGGUUCAAUUCCAGCCGAAAUAGGGUACUUGAGCAGCAUGAGCCAGCUUUCGUUGCAGGGGAACAAGCUUGACUCUGUAAUUCCUGAAUCUCUUUCUUUGCUCAAGUCCCUCAAUGUGCUUAACCUCUCAAACAAUCUACUGACGGGGCAGAUACCAAAUAGCCUCUGCAAUCUCCUGCCCAAUUCACUGGAUUUCUCAAAUAACAGGCUUUCCGGUCCAGUGCCUCUCCCUCUCAUAAAAAAUGGGCUUAUUAAAGGAAUCUCAGGCAAUCCAGGCCUGUGUGUUCCCAUUCAUCUUAAUUUCUCUGAACUAAUCCUUCCACUGUGUCCACAGCCCAGAUUUAGAAAGAGACUGAACUGCAUAUGGGCCAUUGCAGUUUCUGUUGUUCUUUCAAUUCUCGGAAUUCUGUUGUUGGCUAAGCGCUGCUUGGGCAAGAAGAACAAGUUUAUAGAGCGCGAUCAACUCUCAUCCGCCAUGCCAUUCUCCUAUGACAUCACGAGCUUCCAAAAGUUAAGCUUUGAGCCGCACGAGAUAACAGAAGCUUUGAUUGAUAAGAACAUUGUUGGUCAUGGAGGAUCCGGGACUGUCUACAAGAUUGAACUAAGUAAUGGAGAGUCGGUUGCCGUGAAGAAGUUACGGAGAAAAAAGAUAAAGGAAUCUUCAUCCUCAGAUAAGAUGAAUUUUGAAAAGCAACUGAAGGCAGAAGUAGAGACACUUGGGAGCAUCAGACACAACAACAUUAUAAAGCUCUACUGCUACUUCUCAAGCUUGGAUUAUAACAAUCUCCUUGUUUAUGAGUACAUGCCCAAUGGCAAUCUCUGGGAAGCUCUUCACAACUCCUGGAUCUUCCUGAAUUGGCCUUCCAGGCAUAAGAUUGCGCUUGGGAUAGCACACGGACUGGCUUAUCUUCACCAUGAUCUGCUGUACCCGAUCGUUCACCGGGAUAUCAAGAGCUCAAACAUACUCCUUGAUGCAGAUUUUGAGCCAAAGGUUGCAGAUUUUGGAAUUUGCAAGGUCUUGCAUGCAGGAGAAAAUUACGCAGCAUCCACCACUGUGAUUGCAGGCACCCAUGGAUACUUAGCCCCAGAAUAUGCCUACUCCUCCAAAGCAACCACGAAGUGCGAUGUUUACAGUUUCGGUGUAGUGCUCAUGGAGCUGAUAACAGGGAAGAAACCGAUCGAUGCCGAAUUUGGGGAAAACAGAAACAUCAUUUAUUGGAUCUCGAACAAGAUGGCAACACGAGAAGGGGCAUUGGAGGUUAUGGAUAAGAGGCUAUCAGCCUGCCCAUUCAAGGAAGAGAUGAUACAUGCGCUGAGAAUUGGGCUGCGGUGCACCUGCAGCUCCCCAGCCCUUCGACCCUCCAUGAACGAGGUUGUCCAGCUCCUGCUCGAGCUGGAUGCAAGCAAGCAUGAUGUGAAUGGUGGAUCAUCAAUCAAGCUGAAGGAUUCGGCUUCUAUCACAAAGACUAGUAACUAAAUUUAAGCCAAGAUUGGUGAUCAAAGCUGUACUUGGUUUAGGCAGCCUAUUUAGAUUAGUUGGACAAGACGUCUAGUACUUAAAAGAAAGCUUUUCGUUCCUCUAAUGCCAUCUUUUCUCUCUUUUUUCUUUCUUGUUUUAAGAUUGAAUAAAGUUACUCCGCUAA
Molecule: messenger RNA, 3140 nt
Organism: Phalaenopsis equestris
Lineage: Eukaryota; Viridiplantae; Streptophyta; Magnoliopsida; Asparagales; Orchidaceae
Product: receptor-like protein kinase HSL1
Exons: 2
Coding region: 101-2974 (957 amino acids)
Biological process (GO): protein phosphorylation; hormone-mediated signaling pathway
Cellular component (GO): plasma membrane
Molecular function (GO): protein binding; protein kinase activity; ATP binding
Source: RefSeq, a predicted model, not a curated record